Nezara viridula (southern green stink bug) is the source of this 225-nucleotide messenger RNA. NCBI's taxonomy places the organism in Eukaryota, Metazoa, Arthropoda, Insecta, Hemiptera, Pentatomidae. The record is from the annotation of a GenBank genome assembly.
AUGCCUCCUGGAUCUGAGUUAGGGAGGCAGCGGUGUUACGUCUCCCUCGGUCGGCCAACCGUCUCUGUUCCUGUAAUGAUUGUCACCUCUGAGGACGAUCAUUUUGUGUCUGACGCCAUUCCAGACCCUAAUUUCUGUAACUAUAUCGUUAAUUAUGCAUACAGCAUUGGUUACAUAUUUGAUGUUUUUGAGGAAAGGAUGGGCCAAAUACUGGAUGAAUUAUGA